AUGUCAAAACGUUCGACGACACGUUAUCAACACUUACCUCCAGAAAUCAUUUUCCACAUUCUGAGCUUUGUCAUCAAAGAUCAAGCCAACUCAGAAGCAACUAUAUUGCGUUGCAUGCGUUGGAGACUACUCGGUAGAGAAUGUUGUCGAAUCAUUAAAGAGCAAGUCAGAGAGUUGGAUGUUUCAUCAUUAUUUUCGAAAUAUUUACAACCUACUGCAAGUCCAUUACAACAACAGACGAAAAAGGAAAUGAUGGAUUUAUUGAAACAUCAAUUCUUGGAUCGAUUGGAUACAAAGCAAAAUUCAGAGUUGGAGAAGAGACAGCAACAUGUGGUCAAAUAUUUGACAAAUAUUGUGGAGUGUUUUCCCAAUCUUGAAGUGUUGAAUCUGGAUUACUGUGAGAGUUUGAAUGAUGAUGUUUUGCAAAUUCUAUUGUAUGGUCUUCCUAAAUUGAGAGAAAUUUCACUAUUGAAAUGUUACAAUAUUUCAAAAUUUCAUUGUCCUCAAUUCAACUUUUCCAAGAUCUCAGUAGAGAGAAAUGUUUCCUUACGAUGUCACAUCUUGCGUCAAAUAACCCUCUGUGAGAUUGAAGACACUUCACUUCUCCAUGUAAAUCAAUCAUUCAAAAUUUAUGUCAAGAAUUUGUUGGGAAAAACUUUGGAAUUAUUUGUGACAAGUCAAGACACCAUCCAAGAUUUGAAACGACUCUAUGCUGCUAUCACAGAAAUCCCACCAGAGAGUCAGAGAUUCAUUUUCGCUGGUAAGAGAUUAUGUGAUGAUCACACCAUGGAAGAUUACAAUAUUCAGAAAGAGAGUACUUUACAUGUCGUUCUGAGAUUGAGAGGAGGUCAAGCUUCAAUGACAUCGAUCUCUGAACAAUAUCCAUCCAUAAUGUCCUCCUCUCGAGGUGAGAAUGUGUUCCAUUCCUUGUUUUGUCACACUGAAAAAGUAGAAAUGAGCUCAAGCAAUGGAACAAUGAACUCCAUCCGACACGUAUUCGGAUCUGCUCCUUAUCAUGUGUAUGAGGUUGAAAGAAUACUGGAUGAAGAAACAUGUUGUAUGAUAGUGAACCAUCUGGUUCAAGGAAAGCAUGAACAUCCAGAGCAAGAUUACAAAAUUAGAUCGAGUGAACUAUUACAACAUUUGCAAACUCGCAUUGAAAAGAAUUUCAUUCCAGAAAUCAAUUCAAGAGAACUCUUCGAAAAGCCACUACAUCGAAUUUCAGACUUGUUUGUUGUUCAUUAUAGUCCUGAACAAGAUGAUGAUCUUGUUUUACACAUUGAUGAUUCGGUGGUAACACUAAAUAUUUGUGUGGAAAGUGUGAAUUGCAUUGGGAACGAAAUUGAAUUUCUCAAUAUCGACGAAUCCCAUGAAUUUAAUAACAUGGAUUGGGGAAAGGAGUUGGAUUUGUUCCAUCAUUCUCUCGAAAACCAACAAGAACGAACCAACACCGUUUCAGAAAAUUCCAUCAUGCCAAAUUCCCACUCUCGUCUCGAAUCAUUCCUUAAUCAACAAGACGCCACCAGAGAGUUGCAAUUUCAUCGGGUGAUACCAAAGAAAGGAAAUGCCUUGUUUCAUCUUGGAAGACAUCCUCAUCAGACGAUGAGAAUUCAUGGAGGUGAACGAUUUAACAUUGUGUGUUGGAUGGAAUAA
Messenger RNA from Naegleria lovaniensis, 1653 nucleotides. RefSeq lists its product as uncharacterized. The coding region runs from base 1 to 1653 and encodes 550 amino acids. Gene Ontology annotation, molecular function: protein tag activity; ubiquitin protein ligase binding. Gene Ontology annotation, biological process: modification-dependent protein catabolic process; protein ubiquitination. NCBI's taxonomy places the organism in Eukaryota, Heterolobosea, Eutetramitea, Acrasida, Naegleriidae. The record is from RefSeq and is a predicted model, not a curated record. The transcript has a single exon. Gene Ontology annotation, cellular component: cytoplasm; nucleus.